AUCCCAGCAGCAAACGGCAAAGGGGCAAACCACUCCACUACGUACAUUUGCCCGUAAUAAUAAGUCGCACCGAUCUACCUACAUCAUCCUCCCCAUCAACUUGUAUCAGCCCUAGCCAUGUUGCUCCAGCCAGCGGCCAAUGCUUCACUCACAAGCCAUAAGAUCAAGAACCAAAGAAUACAAUGCGACCGUUGCCAAUGCAGUCAUGCGAUGCCAUUUACACAGUGAUCGCUUCGCUUUGCCCUUCGCCAUCAUGCUCGGUUUUGCUUCCCCAACAAAAAUGUCCCCGUGUCGUCCCAACUGUCUUACUCUGCUCCUGGUAUUCCCAGCCAGCAUGACAACUGGCCCGAGCCGCGAAGCUCUCGUCCUGCUGAUGCUCGCCACGGCCGUCGUCGUCACGCUCGCGCCGCCAUUGUUGCUAUGCGACGCGCUGCAGCUGCAGGACGCCGCCCUGAUCGACGACGUGGUCAUGGAGGCCGCAGAGGAGUGGUACAACGACAAGCGGAAUUCGCACAGGAUCAGGACGGGCGCCACGUACCCGCUCUCGCUCCCGGGGAGCCUCGCUCCCAUCGAGGCCGGCGUGUCGAGGCUCCGGGCAGGCAGCCUCGCGAGGCACGGCUUCCGCGGGUUCGGCGAGUUCUCCGUGCCCCCGGGAGUCCUCGUCGUCACGCGCCGCGGUGACCGCGCCCCGGACGCGCACCACGUCCUCGCCGUGCGCGUCAACCUGCGGAACCUCUCGGCCGUCUACGAGGACUACGCGGCGAGCAGCGGCGGGUACCGCAUCGCCUCGCCCGUGCUCGGGCUCAUGUUCUACGGCAUAGACGCCGCGUCCGCGGCGUCCCUCGAGGUGCUCGCCACGGCUGAAACGGCCAUCCUGGUCAACUUCUCCAUGGCGGUGCCGGCGCUCCAGCCAGGGGUCGUGCCGCUGUGCAUGGCCGUGGCGCGGAACGGGAGCGUCGCCGUGACGGGCGUGCGCGUGCAGGGCGGGAGCAACGUCUGCCACGUGCUGGACCAGGGCCACGUGGCGCUCGUCCUGGGCGGGGUCGGCGACGGCGACGGGGCGGCGGAUCAGGAGGCCGUCGGGGAAGCGAGCAAGUGGAAGCUGGCGCUGUUCGGCGCGGCGCUGGGCGCGGGCGGCACGGUGCUGCUGGGGCUCGUGCUCGUGGCGAUGCUCAGCGUGCGGCGGCGCAAGUCGGAGAUGGCGGAGAUGGAGCGGCGGGCCUACGAGGAGGAGGCGCUGCGCGUGUCCAUGGUCGGCCUCGUCCGCGCGCCGUCGGCGUCUGGGUCGCGCACCACGCCGGACGAGCUGGAGGGCGAGUACCGUGCCACGUUGUGACGACGCACAAGUCCAGAUUGGAACAAAGGAUUAGUUAAAUUCGAUUAUUUUUUCUAUUGAUAUUCUUUGUAUCUGUUAUAAAUACUGCCGUCUCGAAAUAAUGGAGGUAAUUAAGAUUAACAGUGAAGCAGUGCUUCCUUUGUUUUUUCACAAACUUGAUGUAUUUGGUUUCGUUAAGGCAAGACUAUGACCAAUAAUUAUUUCAGUA
This is a messenger RNA of Brachypodium distachyon (stiff brome), 1544 nucleotides long. RefSeq lists its product as uncharacterized. The transcript has a single exon. The coding region runs from base 140 to 1336 and encodes 398 amino acids. The record is from RefSeq and is a predicted model, not a curated record. NCBI's taxonomy places the organism in Eukaryota, Viridiplantae, Streptophyta, Magnoliopsida, Poales, Poaceae. Gene Ontology annotation, cellular component: membrane.